Molecule: messenger RNA, 1907 nt
Organism: Gigantopelta aegis
Lineage: Eukaryota; Metazoa; Mollusca; Gastropoda; Neomphalida; Peltospiridae
Product: ER degradation-enhancing alpha-mannosidase-like protein 1
Exons: 12
Coding region: 41-1732 (563 amino acids)
Biological process (GO): mannose trimming involved in glycoprotein ERAD pathway; endoplasmic reticulum mannose trimming; carbohydrate metabolic process
Cellular component (GO): endoplasmic reticulum; membrane
Molecular function (GO): mannosyl-oligosaccharide 1,2-alpha-mannosidase activity; calcium ion binding
Source: RefSeq, a predicted model, not a curated record
AUCAACUUGGUUUAGUUGAGAUUUAACAUGGAAAAGUAUCAUGUCAUAUUACUUUUUAGUUUUGUUCGUAUAUUUGGUGCCUAUAAUCAGUAAGGACUAUUUGUUUGAUAGCUACUGGGAUCCAUAUAACAGUAAAUAUGGCCAUUUUUCCGAGAAAGAAAGACUGGAGAUGCUCGAAGCUGCCAGAAAUAUGUUUCAUUUUGGAUACGACAAUUACAUGCAGCAUGCGUACCCCGAAGACGAGUUGAACCCGAUCGACUGCAGUGGACGAGGUCACGAUGUUGAUAACCCGUCUAAUAUCAACAUCAAUGAUGUGUUGGGUGAUUACAGUCUGACGCUAGUGGAUUGUCUGGAUACACUUGCAGUGAUGGGUAACAGCAGUGAAUUCAUAAAAGCCGUGAACCUGUUAAAAAUGCAGCUCAACUUUGAAAAGAACAACACUGUGCAGGUUUUUGAAGCCUCUAUCAGAGUUCUAGGUGCCUUGUUGUCGGCCCAUCUCAUUAUCACUGAUCCCCAGCAACCAUUUGGUGACAUGGUUCCACCCGACUAUGACAACGAGCUCCUACACCUGGCUCAUGACCUGGCCACCAGACUGGUGCCAGCCUUUGAGAACACCGCCACUGGGAUUCCUUACCCCAGAGUGAAUCUUCGUUACGGUGUUCCCCUGGACUGCAUCAACGAGACGUGCACUGCCGGGGCUGGUACCUUGGUGCUGGAGUUCGGGGUCCUGUCCCGUCUGCUUGGAGAUCCUGUGUAUGAGAGUUUAGCUCGGAGAGCUGUGAAGAGUCUGUGGAAAUACAGGUCGAACGUCACAGGACUUUUAGGCAAUGUGAUAAACAUUCAAACGGGGGAGUGGGUGAGCAGGAUGAGUGGAUUGGGAGCAGGAAUGGAUUCCUUGUUUGAAUAUCUCUUAAAAUCAUAUAUUUUAUUUGGGGAAGAGCAAGAUCUCAGGAUGUUUAAUGAAUCCUAUGAAACUAUAAAAUAUCAUUUACGACAAGGGCGGUCGCAGUGUAACGAUGGUAUUGGUAAUCCACCUAUCUAUGUGAAUGUUGACAUGCGGACUGGUGAUACAGCCAAUACAUGGAUAGACGCUCUGCAGGCUGCAUGGUCAGGAGUACAGGUGCUAAACGGUGAUAUAGAGGAGGCGAUAUGCUCACACGCUUUGUACUACUCGAUAUGGAGAAAAUACGGAAGUCUUCCUGAGCGCUACAACUGGCAGCUGAAGAAACCCGAUGUCUUGUUUUACCCACUCAGGCCAGAGUUUAUAGAAUCCACGUACUUCCUAUACCAAGCAACAAAAAACCCCUUCUACCUCCAUGUGGGAAGGGAUAUAAUAAAUGAUUUAGAAGAUUAUACCAAGGCAGAAUGUGGCUAUGGUACUAUUCAUGAUGUCAACACCAAAACACUUGAAGAUCGAAUGGAAAGCUUUUUUCUCGGUGAAACCUGUAAAUAUUUAUUUUUGUUGUUUGAUGUUGACAACCACUUGAACAAGAAGUCAUCCGAGUACCUGUUUUCCACCGAGGGCCACAUUUACCCGAUAGACCGACGGUUUCGCCGGAAGCCCUGGGAGGAAUGGAAGCCGGUGGUCAGCGAACCUCUCGUUUCAGUGGUAGACGCAAGAACCAACAUCUCAAACUGUAAUAACAUUCCACUGGAAAGCAAACACUUUCUCCCGAUGAAAAGCCGAUACUUUCAUCAGAUGGAAGUUGCUGUGGGACUCUAUGAUAACUAAUAAACUUCAGGGAAUCGGUGCCAGGAUUAAAUUACCAUGCAGUGAAAAGAGAUAAAAACAUCACAGGGCUUCUAGAAUUUUUAUAAAAUCCACUAGCCAUGGGAUCAGUGAUUUUAAAAAUUUACUAGCCACGAUUAAAAAUUCACUAGCCCUACUUUACUUAAAGCUAAUACAA